AUGAAGAAAGUGGUGGUAGCUCAAAAAGAUCAAAGACUACUGAAGAAGGGGAGUUUUGUGUCCAUUCCAACCCAGAAACCCCAACUAGUGAUGGUUCAACGGUUAAACGUCCAACACGUAGAGAUGCAACAAAAAAAAGGGAAAGGUAAGGCUUCUAAUGAAAUUGUUACAGAACUUCGCGCAAUGAGGCUUGCUAGAGAAAGUGAACUUGAAGUCAUGAAAAAAAGAAUCGACUUGGAUAAAGAAAUGCAGCAACAAAGAAUCGACUUAGACAAGGAAAGGGAGCAAAAAACAGAUGAAAGGGAACUCGUCAAGAUGCAACUUUUGCAUUUGAAUACAUUGCUACAAAAGGAGCAUUUAUCGCUUGAAGAAGAAAACAUGAAACACUUUCUAAUGUCGAAGUUUUAUGGAAACUAA
Messenger RNA from Lactuca saligna, 417 nucleotides. NCBI's taxonomy places the organism in Eukaryota, Viridiplantae, Streptophyta, Magnoliopsida, Asterales, Asteraceae. The record is from the annotation of a GenBank genome assembly.